This is a messenger RNA of Arvicanthis niloticus (Nile rat), 1587 nucleotides long. The record is from RefSeq and is a predicted model, not a curated record. NCBI's taxonomy places the organism in Eukaryota, Metazoa, Chordata, Mammalia, Rodentia, Muridae.
AUGGAAAGUGGCGAGGAAGAUGAUGAUAAUGAUGACAAUGACGACAAUGACUACAACGAUGAUGUGCUUGUGUGUUGGGAGGGAGCCUGGGACACCUAUGUGGGGGUCGAAACACCACACACGAACCAGCAGCAGCAGCUCGAUCCAGAAGAAACCCAGAGGCUUGUCAAUCAGCCAGAGUCCCAAGGAAGCAGCAAGGAGCUGCAGGAAUCUCACGAGAAGUUCUUUGGUAGUGGGAGCUUGAAGGGAAAACCAGUUGCUCAGUUGGGUUGUUGCUACGAGAUGAAAACCAUGGAUGGUUUAGGAGACUCCCUGUCCUCCAGCCUGGACUUCCAGCUCUACCAAGAUGACCAGGUCUGCUCGGCUGACAUGUCUCAGCUACUUCCAGACACAAUGGAUGCUCACGACUUACCCCGGAGUGAGAGGAUGUGCCCCUUACCAUUGGCAUCAGUUAAAUCUCCCUUGCUGGCCUGCCCAGAAGGACACCGGUCCCCAAGCCUGUACAAAGCCUCUACCAACAGCGAGCAACUCACAAUCAAAGACUCACCAAACAGAGAGGACAUGGGAAACCAUCCAGAAAGAGGCACCUACCCACCCCUCCCUUCUCAUACCAGCUCCUUCCCAGAUGCUGGGCUGGACACAAAGAUCCUUAGUCCCUUGACCUUCUGGCCCUGGCUUCCUCCCACCCUCAUCUCCAAGGACUCCCCUAUCCACAUCUACCCCACCUUGCCUGGGUACUCACUUCUGCCUCUCCCUUACCUAUUCACUUAUGGGGCCCUACCUUCUGCCCAGUGUCCGAACCUCUUCAUGCUGCCCCCAGACUCCAAAUACCCCUCCAUGGCUGCACCUGGCUUGCUUAUGACAGCCAAUGGGCUCGGACCUGGUAUACCCCAAGAGAAGAUCCUGCUUCUCUACUCCGGAGUUUUCCAGAGUGCCGGACACACCCAACACUCCCAGGUUGGGAGUCGGAGCUCUAGAGAUGCCUCGACCCCAGGACAAGCUGGUGUGGCAGCUCCUGCAAGGCAGGCUAUGCCAGGCUCCCGGGCAGGUGUCAUGGCCCUGCCCUACCCUCUGAAGAAAGAGAAUGGUAAAAUCUUAUACGAGUGUAACGUGUGUGGCAAGAACUUUGGGCAGCUCUCCAACCUCAAGGUUCACCUGCGUAUACACAGUGGGGAGCGGCCCUUCCAGUGUGCCCUGUGUCAGAAGCGCUUCACCCAGCUGGCCCACCUGCAAAAGCACCACCUGGUGCACACUGGGGAGCGGCCCCACCAGUGCCAGGUGUGCCACAGGCGAUUCAGCAGCUCCAGUAACCUCAAGACCCACCUUCGCCUGCACACUGGUGCCAGGCCCUUCCAGUGCAGCCUCUGUCCAAGUCACCUCACCAGGAAUGACUACCCUAAGCUGCGCCACAGGCUGCAGGCUCCUCAACUCCGUGGUCUGGCCCACACCCAUUGGCCCCUCGCCUCUCUCACUUGCCUUGCCCAGUGGCACCAAGGAGCACUAGAUCUUGUGGACGAGAAGAAGAUGGGCUGGAAUGUGGACAAGGUGUCCUCAGAAUCCAAGGGAGAGCGGGGGCAGCCAGCAUGA